This is a messenger RNA of Penicillium samsonianum, 243 nucleotides long. RefSeq lists its product as uncharacterized. Gene Ontology annotation, molecular function: tryptophan synthase activity. Gene Ontology annotation, biological process: L-tryptophan biosynthetic process. Gene Ontology annotation, cellular component: cytoplasm. The transcript has a single exon. NCBI's taxonomy places the organism in Eukaryota, Fungi, Ascomycota, Eurotiomycetes, Eurotiales, Aspergillaceae. The coding region runs from base 1 to 243 and encodes 80 amino acids. The record is from RefSeq and is a predicted model, not a curated record.
AUGCUUCAUGAAACUGGUCAGCUUUCCGUCGCAGCGAUUUCUGAUGAGGAGGUAAUCGGUGCCUUUUUCCGAAUGGCAAAAGUCGAGGGAAUAAUCCCGGCUUUGGAAAGCGCGCAUACGGUGGCGUUCGCGAUCCGAUUGGCAUCGCAGCGCCCUUCAUCAGAACGGAUACUGGUCAAUCUUUCGGGGCGUGGUGACAAAGAUGUUGACUUUGUGCUUGAGAACUAUGGUACGGGUCAAUAG